Messenger RNA from Daphnia magna, 3654 nucleotides. RefSeq lists its product as uncharacterized. NCBI's taxonomy places the organism in Eukaryota, Metazoa, Arthropoda, Branchiopoda, Diplostraca, Daphniidae. The transcript is spliced from 4 exons. The record is from RefSeq and is a predicted model, not a curated record. Bases 1090 to 3327 code for a protein of 745 amino acids.
GAAUUCGGAUACGUGCAUCAAUGAAUAAUGAAGACGACGACGAGCCAUGAACACCGGAUCGAAAGAAAAAUGAGACUGAAUAACAAUAAGCGGAAAAGGAGGGGGUGGAACGUGUAGAAAAAUAUGAGGGAGGUAAACGAGCGAAUGACUUGCAGUUCAAUUCGGGCACGUAGCAACAGCAAUAUAGUAAUAACGAGUAGACUGUAUGUAACCUUACAAAAUAGAGAAGGGGAAAAGGUUUCCCUUUUGCGGGAGGAGGUGUGUAGGCGGGUUAGAAGAAGAGGUGCGCCGGCGUAGUAUAGAUAAUAAAGAAAAUCUUCGAUGCCUAUGUGCGCGUACUUUUAUAGCUCCUGAAUAUGUGUGCAUGGCCUUUGGAGCCCAAAGUAACCCAAAGACACAAAAGGGAGAUCAUCGAUCGAGUACGACCUGACCCUUUGCAGAGAAAAGGCCACCAACGCCUCAGAACUCGCCGUGUUUGAUUUCUAUAUUUUUUGUGUCUUCCCCUCGAUAUUCGCCUCCAUUGUAAUUGUAAUUCGUAGGCCAGCAGUGUCAAACGCAAAGCAGAGCGGCUGCUUUUGGAUGCCGCGCAGCAAACCGAAGCUGGACCUAAGGGGCGUCGAGCGGCACGGGGGGGAGGGAGGUCGAAGCGAACAGCGACGGCGCUGAUUGUGUUUGAUAGAAAAGAUACCAUACACAGAGAGAGAGAGUUGAAAGGGAGAGAGGUAUCUUUUCGCUAGGGCCUGGACGCAAGGAACCCCCCGUUCGGAUUCAACAGCGCCACCUCAACCGAUUCGGGCGCAGCUAAACGUGGCCCUCUUCACACUAUCUCUCUCACUCUCUCUAUCGUUGGGCUUUGUUCCCCUCAUCUGCUGGAAACAAAAGGCUGUUUCCGAAUCAACGAACUUGUAUCAGGUAAAUCACUAAAGUGACUGAAGCAACAAAAAAAAAAGGGAGCUUGUCAGCGUGAGAGGGAGAGAGAGAGAGAGAAGGGCGAACGCUAUUUUAGAGAGAGGCAGAAAUUAGAAAACAUGUAGGAUCGAUUGCAGGCUUUUCCAAACCGUCAAGCUUCGUCCAGCUGGACGAUACUUGAUGACGCAGUCUUAUCUUCUUUGUGAUCUCUCAACCUUCCUGCAAAAAAAAAAGUACCUUUUUCUGUCUCUCUCACUGCUCAAGUUGACAUUGACGCGCACACACACAUACACACACGCACACACACAAACAAAACAAGAAAAACAAAUGCUGUGGAAAGCAGCACUGACGCGGCGUAUUAGCCGCAUGAUCUUCAAAUGCCGACUGAGUCUGACGAGUCCCGCUAGAACGACGCCAACAACGACGCGAAUCUCUAUCGGCAAAGGCAAUGGUAAACGGUCAGCUUUGGGAGCCUCGGGCGCUGCAUCGGUCGUGCGGGCCGACAACGUCUACCUGCUGGCCGUUUUUUUCGUCUUUUUCCUACUGGUGAUGAUUGUGGCUCAAGUGAUGGUGAUGCGGAGCGAGUUGUCUGCCAGCGUGGCCGGUAAAUCUCCUCGCUCUUUUCGGCCACGGUCGGCGCUGUCACAGUUGCCGUCGUCGUCGUCGUCGACAUCUUCAUUGUCCUCCAAACGCCAGACGAAGGAAUCGAAACGCCCGGUGGGCCCGUUCCGCUUCGGCCGUCAGCCUGCGCCUUUUGGCCGGGUACUGGCAGCCGAUCAUGCUGACCCGACUGCCGUCGUCGGCGACACGAACGCUUCUGCUGGCGGCCCGCUCCGUGGCCCAGCUAAUCUAAUUCAUGAACCUUCCAAUACUUUGACUGCAGGCGAGUGGCUCAAGCGCCUUCCGCAGGAGCAAAGUCGAGACGCUUGGGUCAACCAGCUUUGGUUUUGCUUCCAGGGACGUUCGGUCUGUCCGUGGCAGCCGGUGGCUGGACGCGAAAAGUGUUUUGUCUAUUCGGCCUACCUGGACGACACGGCCAGCAACAAUCCUGGCACUGGAACGGUACGAGUCAUUGGGGUGGCCAAGACGAAAAAACCGGAUCGUCUUUGGUGCCAGCUCGGAUGGGCGACCAACAGCACCGCAAACUGGAUUGCAGUUCCGGCUCAAAUUAAAGCAAUACGCGAGCACUGGAACUUGCGUUACAGCGCUGUUUUCAUCCUGUGUCCAUUGUCAUCGAAAAAUUGGCCAGCCAGUCAUCCCCGUUCGCAUCCAGAAUUCGUUUCCAUCUCAACCAGUGAGCAUCCAACCAUGCCGGAUCACGAUUUGCCCAUCCGAACGACAUCUACCAUGUCUGAAUUCAAUGCCACUCACGGUCACUGGGCAGAUUCACCGACUGGCAAUUUGCUGCCCAUUAUUCGAUAUUCAGAUGAUCCUGAAAUCCGGAAUAAUCCAAAACAUCAGCUGAGCGUCUGCGUCAAGCCGCUUCACUACAGUUUCAAUAGGGUUGAUCAGCUGAUAGAAUUCAUCGAGAUCCAUCGUCUCCUGGGCGUUUCUCAUUUCACCUUCUACAACCACACGGUGGGCGACAACUGCGAUUGUGUUCUCCGUCGCUAUAUUGAACAAGGUCUAGUGGAAGUUCUUCCAUGGAGCCAGCUCGAUGUUAUUUCACAAAAGGAGAUCCGCACGGAAGGAAUCUUCGCUUCGCUCAACGAUUGCCUCUAUAGGCACAUGUUUGAUAGCCAGUACUUGCUCAUGAUCGACCUGGACGAGUUGAUUGUGCCGCGCACUAAAUUCACGCUCACCGAGUUGAUUGCUUCCACGUUAUUGGCCAAUAACACUGUUGCCGGCGGUAUCCAUAGCAGCGCCAACAGUCAUAACGGCUACCAAAUUGGCGCUUACUAUUUCAGAAAUGCCUUUUUCUAUUUGUCGUGGCCCGAUGAUCCCGGCGUCCAUUCCGCAUGGAGCGCUACAGCUUCCAGCCGACAUCUGGAUUUGAUCAGUUUGCGCAAAACGAGACGCAACUUUAAACUUCAUCCUCACCGGAUACGAUCCAAAUACAUUUGCAGGCCUAGGGCUGUUGUCGAAGUCGGAAAUCAUUUUGUCUGGGAAUUUCGAGCAGGCAACGUAGCGGCUCACGUUCCCGAUUCGCUGGCGCUGAUGCAUCAUUACAGGACGUGCGAAUUUGGUGGUGACACUUGCCUAGCCAAUCCUUCCAUUCAGGACCGUUCGGCCUGGAAAUACGGCGACGCUCUAGUCAACGCUGUCCGUCGUAGAUUCGAACAAUUCGGGCAAUACUGUCCCACUCUUUUACCAUUUACUGCUAAUCAACAGCCACUGCGAACGUCGAUGGCCACCAUUGCUACAACUAUUGCUAAUGCUACUACAACUACUUCUACCUUGUCUCCAUUCUCCAGUUGACGCGCGCUUCUCCUCUGCUUUCCUUCCACUCCAUAAUCAUAUGUGAAGUUUCGUUGAUGAAUCCUCGAGGUUUUUCUUUUCUUUCUUUAGUGUCGGCUGCAGUAUGCGAGAAGACACGAUUUUUAUAUACGGGUCCAAAAACCUAAAAGAGGAGCACAAAAAAAAACGAAACUCAUAAGAUAUAUCAGUAAAUGGACGAAUUGAAAUAAAAACAAAAAAUGAAUUGUAAAAAAAAAAAAAAACACGUCAAACAGUAAAUCGUGGUGCUAAGAUGAUGACCCAACAAAAGAAAAUGUUUUCCAUGGAAAUAAACUUGCUUUAAAAGAC